AUGUCUGCCCCUGAGGUUAUUGUUGAUAAUGUGGAACAAGCACUGACUUCUGUAGACAGGACGAAAUCUGUUGAUGCCAUCUCUGACAGAGACCGUUCAUCUAUAUCAAUCAAUGGUGAAUCUUUCCGUGCUUCAUCUGAAAGUACAGCCUUUAGCGUUGGGGAUUUUGUUCUUCCCAAUGGGGAAUCAUAUUCUGGAACAUUACUUGGCAAUGUACCUGAGGGGAAUGGGAAAUAUGUAUGGUCAGAUGGUUGUGUAUAUGAAGGUGAAUGGAGAAGGGGCAUGAGGCAUGGGAAUGGAAAAAUUCAGUGGCCUUCUGGAGCUGCUUAUGAGGGUGAAUUUUCAGGUGGAUAUAUGCAUGGUGCAGGGACUUACGUAGGUUCCAAUAACUUGACCUAUAAAGGAAGAUGGCGUUUGAAUCUCAAACAUGGGUUGGGAUCCCAGGUUUAUCCUAACGGAGAUAUCUUUGAGGGCUCUUGGAUACAGGGAAGUCCAGAGGGUCCUGGCAAGUAUACCUGGGCUAAUGGUAAUGUCUAUCUUGGGAAUAUGAAAGGGAGUAAAAUGGCAGGGAAGGGGACUCUUACAUGGACAAAUGGGGAUUCAUUUGAAGGAAGCUGGUUAAAUAGUAUGAUGCAUGGAUUUGGAGUGUAUACGUGGAGUGAUGGUGGUUGCUAUGUUGGAACUUGGACGUGUGGUUUGAAGGACGGAAAAGGAUCAUUUUAUCCAAAAGGGAGCCGGUUACAAGCUGUAGAAGAACGGUAUCUCAAUGCUCUAAGAAAAAGGGGGUACUUCCAGAUCUAA
Dovyalis caffra is the source of this 801-nucleotide messenger RNA. The record is from the annotation of a GenBank genome assembly. NCBI's taxonomy places the organism in Eukaryota, Viridiplantae, Streptophyta, Magnoliopsida, Malpighiales, Salicaceae.